AUGUUAACAGAGGGCGUUUAGAUAAAUUCUGGACAUUAAAGCAUGAUCCACGAUAUUAAAUACGAUUACUACGGUGACAAAUUAGCAAGCUGUGGUAGUGAUGGAUAUAUUAAUGUCUAUGACGUGUCAAAAAAAUAAUAAGUUGCUUAAAUUAAGACUCGUGAUUCUCCUUUAUUUUCAAUAUCUUGGUCGCAUCCUAGAUUUGGCAACGUGAUAGCCACUUCAUCUUAUGAUGGAGAAAUAUCAAUAUAUAGAGAAUAAAAGGAGUGGUCGAAAGUGGCGAGUUAUUAGAAUGAGGGCAGUGUUAAUUGUGUUUAGUUUAUGCCAAGAGAAUUACUUUUGGCAUGUGGCACAUCAGAUGGAUUUGUGAUAUUAUUAGAUAAUAACAAGAAUUGGGAUGUCGAAAAUAAAUGGUAAGCACAUGAAUCAACAAUACAUGGAUUAUGUUGGAACUAGGAUGGUUCGUUAUUGGCAACAUGCAGCGCUGAUAAAUUGAUUAAAAUCUGGGAAUUUACUAACAAUAAUAAACCUUAAUUGAAAUACACGAUCCAAUCUCAUUUAGAUGUAGUGAAGGAUGUCCAAUUUCAUCCUUUAGAAAAUAUCCUUGUUUCAGGAGGAGAUGACGGGAAACUAAUUGUCAAUAGAUUGGAUAAUAAUAAGGUUGUUGAAAUUCAAGAUAUCCAAUAUAAUAUGACUAUAUGGAGAGUAUCAUUCAAUAUGUUGGGAAAUUUGUUGACUGUGAAUGGAGAAAGUAAUGGUUAGAGUCAAAUUCAAACACUAAAACAAGAGAGUAAUUUUUAAUACGGUACAAUUGAUUGCUAUUGA
Messenger RNA from Paramecium tetraurelia, 825 nucleotides. RefSeq lists its product as uncharacterized. Gene Ontology annotation, cellular component: COPII vesicle coat; nuclear pore outer ring. The record is from RefSeq and is a predicted model, not a curated record. Gene Ontology annotation, biological process: COPII-coated vesicle budding; protein import into nucleus. Gene Ontology annotation, molecular function: structural molecule activity; protein binding. Lineage: Eukaryota; Ciliophora; Oligohymenophorea; Peniculida; Parameciidae. The transcript is spliced from 3 exons.